Molecule: messenger RNA, 1117 nt
Organism: Schizophyllum commune H4-8
Lineage: Eukaryota; Fungi; Basidiomycota; Agaricomycetes; Agaricales; Schizophyllaceae
Exons: 2
Coding region: 326-1018 (230 amino acids)
Source: RefSeq, a predicted model, not a curated record
GGGAACCGGCGCGCGACGCUGAAUUGUUGGCAGAGGGCCCAGGCGCCUGGUACUCGACGGCUGGGUGUACGGAGCAUAAGGGUCGCGCUGGUCGGCCGGAGGAGGCGGUGGCGGCGGAUAUGGGUGCGCUGCGUAUGAAUAAUUCGCCCUCUCUGGCUCAACGCGAUAUGUAUUCGGUUGCGGAGGAGGCGCUCUUUGUUGGCGCUCUGGCUGAGGGUCCUCUCUGGGGUAACUCGGCGGUUGCCCGUAGGGUGUCGAGGGACCUCCACCGGGCGCCGGGUCGUCGUUGAGGAUGCGGCUCAGCGACAUGACCGUCUAAACCAAGAUGUGGAGAAAAGCGGCGGCCUCGUGGGAGAAAACGACAGCGGAAACAGCACCCAGGUCGGACGGAACGCGUACACCACCGGGAUGUUCGCACUCGAUUUCGCCGUCGUGCCCGAUGCUGCGCGGCGUUCUCUGCUCGUCGUUGUGGCCACGAGACGACGAUGAGAAAGUGUUACAGACUGCACGUCCCUCUCGGGAGUGCCUUAUUACAGGGAAUUUUAUGCUCAAUUCGCUCCGAAUUGGGAAAGUUCCGAUUCCGAGCUUCGAUGUGCCCGCUUAUUCGACUCCUCCAACUCGUGCUCGGCGCGCUGGAACGACACCAGAAUGCCUCCUCCUGCCGAUGCUUUUGCAGUCAAAGUGCUGUUAUCUAUCUCUCGCGCCCUGUGCAGCCUUGCUGUCGUCACGAGUCGGAGCCGCCAUUGUUGAAGUUGGGGUGAUUGAUUAUUACAUACGAGAACUUCCCAAAUCCGGCACUCCUCCGAGACCCAUCACAGGGUCCAAGCGGCUUGUCAACCCGCUAUCGAGAUCAGAAAUCGCUCAGAUGGCCAAACUGCGUAAAAUUGGGCAAUUAUGGUACAAAACGGACCACCACUCCUCCCAGAGACCGAAGACAUGCACGAACAGGCGCACGGUAGAGAUCCUGCUUCUCACACCGGCGUUUCUGUUGGCAGCUCGCCGCACAGCCGGAAUGUAAACUGCUUCGCGUCACCGCGCUACCACCACCGUACUCGGCACGCCAUCUAGGGCUCGUCGGGGUACAGCAUCAGCUCAGGGCGGACCUUCUCGUCGAACU